Messenger RNA from Danaus plexippus (monarch butterfly), 1157 nucleotides. It is a transcript of the gene bai, whose product is annotated as transmembrane emp24 domain-containing protein bai. The transcript is spliced from 5 exons. The record is from RefSeq and is a predicted model, not a curated record. Lineage: Eukaryota; Metazoa; Arthropoda; Insecta; Lepidoptera; Nymphalidae. Gene Ontology annotation, biological process: Golgi organization; endoplasmic reticulum to Golgi vesicle-mediated transport; intracellular protein transport. Gene Ontology annotation, cellular component: COPII-coated ER to Golgi transport vesicle; endoplasmic reticulum-Golgi intermediate compartment; Golgi apparatus. The coding region runs from base 160 to 777 and encodes 205 amino acids.
CCACUGUAAAUUUUUCAGAAGCACAGCGCCGACGUUUCUAAUUUUUCGGGCCAACUCAUCGGUUCUUUGACACAGAAUAAUAUGUUUGUUUUUACAUCGAGAAGUAAUGAUUUCUGACUAACUACUAAUUAAUUAAUAAAUAAAGGAGAACAAUUAAAAAUGGAGGUCCAAUAUCUCUUUCUUUUACUAUGUGUUUUUUGGAACGGUUGCAAUGCUAUUAUGUGGAGUUUAGCACCAAACACACAAAAGUGUUUAAAAGAAGAACUACACGCUAAUGUGCUUGUAGCUGGUGAAUAUGAGGUUACCGAAGCUGCUGGGCAACGAAUUGAUUACAUUGUCCGUGACUCAAAAGGUCACAUACUUGCUCAGAAAGAUGGCAUCACCAAGGGAAAAUUCACUUUUGUAACAGAGACAUAUGAUACAUUUGAAGUCUGUUUCAUUUCAAAAGUGCCUCAAGAACGUCGCGGUGUUGCCCAAGAAGUGACAUUGGACAUCAAAGUUGGCAUUGAAGCAAAGAACUAUGAAGGCAUCGGGGAGGCGGCAAAAUUAAAACCGAUGGAGCUCGAGUUGAAGAGAUUAGAAGAUUUAUCAGAAGCUAUUGUACAGGACUUCACCCUUAUGAGGAAGAGGGAGGAAGAAAUGAGAGAUACUAAUGAGUCUACAAACAAUCGUGUGCUAUUUUUCAGUAUAUUUUCAAUGGUGUGCCUCUUAGGUUUGGCCACAUGGCAAGUGUUGUAUCUACGUAGAUACUUCAAAGCCAAAAAACUUAUUGAAUAAACUUUUUAUAUAUUUAUUAAUAGAUAUAAUCACACUGAGUGUAUCAUGUUAUACUGGUUGUUGUUUAUGUUAAAGGCGCAAGCUUUUUAACUGUCAAGAUUACCUCAACACACUCAAUUCUCAGGUUCUAUACAUAUUUUGCCAUUUUGUAAUAAAACUCGUAGCAUCUUUUAUCAUUCACAGUAUGAAUUUUUAACAAUUUCAACAUGAAAUAGUUGAAGCUCAGUGUGAUUAUAUCGUUGCUUGGAUCUCGUGGCGCAGUCACGGUUUUUUUUUAUUAAAUAAAACGAUUUCCUUUACUUAACAAAUUUAUUUAAAUAUGUUUGUUGUAUGUAUAUGAUUGAUAUCUUGUCGCUAAGGAUGUAAAGAGAUUUAUUAAA